GAGGAGAAGCGCACUUCGCUCCCAUGUAUUAUGAGAGUCUGUUAUGAAAGCGACAUUAAAUUAAAACUUGGAUCUUGAAAACCAAAGUGCCCGAUAGUGUUGAAGCCUUUUUAUUCUGAACAGCUCUGCACAACCGGCACGCUUGUGGUCACACAGUGUUUCCCCCCGGAAGGAUUAUUUCGUGGUACCGCAGCUAGCAAAAGAUAAACAAAGUUCAACAUGGCAGAGACUCACAGCUUGCAGGACUUGAGGCAACAGCCGGCAGUAGCUGCUAAAGUUUUCCUUCAGAGAGAUUAUACCCACGGCACCAUGUGCCAAUUCCAAACCAAGUUCCCCUCAGAGCUGGAGACCCGGAUUGACAAGCAGCAGUUUGAGGAGACCGUGCGGACCCUGAACAACCUGUACACUGAAGCAGAGAAGCUGGGGAGCCAAUCAUUAAUCGAAGGCUGUCUGGCGUGCCUUACAGCAUACACAGUCUUCCUGUGUAUGGAGACCCACUAUGAGAAGGUUUUGAAGAAGAUCGCAAAGUUCAUUCAGGAGCAGAAUGACAAGAUCUACGCACCCAGAGGCCUCCUGCUCACAGAUCCCAUCGAGAGAGGCCUGCGAGUCAUUGAGGUCACCAUUUUUGAAGACAGGAGUCUGACUAGAUAAGAGCAUCCACGCAGCUGUUUGUCUGAGUGAAGCUGCAGGGCCGUCACCAGACAGCAACCCCCCCCCCCCCGCUGAGGACCACCCUGCACCCUUAAUACUGCGUCUGUACAAUCUGUCCCUGACCCCACUUUCUAUCAAAUGAAUGACGAGCUUGAUAUUUAAGUAUUAUUCCAUCAUUCUUACUGAAAUCCCUUUACCCAUUAAUAGUCUGUUAUAUUCUGAAAUGUUAUCGGAGAAGACUUAUUGACGUCCUUAAAGCAAUUACACUUUUUUAGUUUUUGACGACAGUUAACCAUGAACAUAAUAAUGUACACUCCUCUUGGAAUAAUGUAGCCGACACACAGGGUAUCUUUUUUAUUUAUUUUUCACGAGCGAUAAUGAAGCUCAUCCACGACCUUUAAUGCUUUAAGUGACCGUCUCUGGUUAUCAUGUGAUUCGCUGCAUGUAUCGAACUUCACAGGUUAUUUGCUUUUUUUUUUUUUUUUUUUUUCAGUCAUGUAUUCUUGCAGCAGUGCUUUGUUUAUUUUCACGUCUUCUUGCACGCUUCCUUUGUAGCUUUUAUGCCUUACUGCCAAUUUCCACAUAGUCUGUGUGCGCUGCGUUCCGAUAGCGCCACGCUUUUGCUCCGUGGGACUGAGCGCCCCACUGUCUUAUUUUGAAAUUGACUGGAUGCUCUGUGCGUUUCCUUGCCUGACUUCCUGUCCGGCUCGAUCUGUUCUGUCUAGCUUGACGCGUGAUUGCAGCGUACUCUGUCAAAAAUGGACUCUCAGUAUAUUUGAAACGGAGCAGAGCGUAAUGGCGCUGCUGGCACGCCUCCUGUGGAAACAGGAGGAUCGAUUAGAGCGACAGUGAAGAGCGCCGUAGUGCGUGUGAUUAUGUGGAAAUCGGCAGUUUAAGUGAACUAAACUGAACUCUGUCAGGAUCGUUACAUUCCAGUGAAGAUGUCAGAUUGUAACAGAAAUGUAAAAUCAGGAGAUUAUUUAUGAAUACUGAAACUUGUGUUUGAGCACAUGAUGUUGUUCAUGCUCACUUUUAUGUUCUUUCUUUGGAUUUUUAUUUUUCUGUUCUGUGCACAAUUCAGUGACUACUUUAGGUUGUUUAGUCUCAUAAACUGUUGUGCUGCCUUUGACCUGAGCAUUAGAAGGACCCGUGUUGGUCGAUGGUGCCUGUAACUGCGUUGAAUGUUUCCAGUGUUAGUCUAAAGAUCUUAUCAAGUGAUUUCAUGAUUUUUUAGUGAUAUCCUGAAGAAAGUGAUUGUGACAGUUCUGCCUUUGGAGGGGGUGGAGAGAGUCUCUUGUAUCUUAUUGUAUCGUUCACUUUUUUUUCUCCUCUGCUUUAGCAGUAUAUGAGGAAUGCUUUGUAGACUACAAAGGAGUCUUAGGGCCACAUUAAGGGGGAACAAAUCCGAGAUUUAGAGAAUACAUUUACUAGAAUAAAGUUGUUUUAGUCUAUAGUUCCGUGAGAAGAGGAGCAGCCGCCUGUAUGUAAAUGAGGAACGUGGAGCAUCUUGUGAAGUUAUACUUUAGUAGAUGUUUGACUAAUGAGGAAAUACUUAUGCCCAUCAGCAUCGUCAUGAGUAUCAGGAACCUGAAAAGAUACUGAAAGAAACUGGGGUUUGUCUGAAAAGAGAACCACAUGGACUUGGAGGACAUUGUUUCUUUUGUGGCUUUGAGGGUUCUACUUUCAUCAUUUUCACGCAGGAGGAUGGCUGCUCUUCUGAUACAACCUUUCAGAAUAAUAACUUUAUUUGUGGGCUAAUUUAAAUUGAUGAAUUUAAUGUCCUAAAUGUACGACUUGAAUCUUGAAAUGUUAGAAAACAAAAUCUUUAACAUGGCCCUAAUACUCCGUCGUAGUAUAGUUUGAAUAGGAGGAUGAAAACAAAGUACCAAUGCCUAUUUGAGAUUUUCCCUUCACGACAUCACAAAGGGCAGUAGCCCCUCCCCCAGGUGGGUGACACUCCCACAGCUAGGUGU
Molecule: messenger RNA, 2624 nt
Organism: Labrus bergylta (ballan wrasse)
Lineage: Eukaryota; Metazoa; Chordata; Actinopteri; Labriformes; Labridae
Product: golgin subfamily A member 7
Biological process (GO): protein targeting to membrane; peptidyl-L-cysteine S-palmitoylation; Golgi to plasma membrane protein transport
Cellular component (GO): palmitoyltransferase complex; Golgi stack
Source: RefSeq, a predicted model, not a curated record